UUUCCGUAGCCGCCACGCUGACGCACAUUUUCUACAGUUUUUGUCUAGCUUAUCUACUUUCAGGGCGUCAGACAAAAGUCUAGAAAAGGCUGCCCCAGUGAAGAUGGCGACUGUUGCAGGAAUGUGUGGCCUGUCGGAGCAGGUCACUCUCGCCGUGCUGCCUCGACUCUUCUACGAAGAACUACUGAUCGAGCUGAACAGGAGAGGGAUGAACAUGGACCGUUCCACUUUCAACAGGGGGGAGCUUCUGUCUCUGCUACAGGAUCUGAUGGUGGAAGAGUACUUCGCCCUGCAAACAUCAGUGGGUGAACCCUCCCUACAGAACAAUGGUCCAUCCUCUAGUGGGGUACAAGGGAGUGAGGAUGGCGCUGGAUAUCCUGGGACAGAGAGUGAGCCCGGAAACAUUCCCAGUGUACCUCGGAUCAAACAGGAAGUUGAAGAGCCAUUUCCUGUUUACGCUGCCUGUGUUGGGGCAGAUAGAGCAGACACGCACACUCCUGUCACAGCAACAGAAACUCAAGAACACUUUGAAGACACUACCGAGGGUCCGUUACACUUGACUGAUGAGAUAAAUGUGACAAUUGAGAAUGAGAAAGAAGAUGAUGAUGAUGAUGAUGAUGAAAUCUAUGACCACUUUGGGUGCACGGACGAAGCAUUCAAGACUCAACAUGAGAAUUGUUAUCAGGAUAUCAUUGAUGAAAAUGACACUUCUUACAGGAAAGGUGUACGACAAUGUCCACACUGUGACUACACUAGUGUUCACUCAACGACGAUGAAACGCCACAUGUUCAGGCACACUGGGGAGAAGCCGUUUGCUUGCUCCUUGUGCAACUAUACAACUUCAAGGAAAUAUUGUCUGGUCAAUCACAUGGACAUGCAGCAUGUUCGAAGCUGGCAAAAAGACUCUGCACAAAAGGGUGGUAACGCUAGUGGUGGUCUUGCGUCGUGCAAGAAGAUGUCAGGCAAGAAGAAGGCAAAACAGAAGUGUUAUUUUUGCUCAUAUACAUCAAGUACGAAGAAAUCCAUGACUAAGCACCUAGCUCAGAAGCAUGCCAGGCAGCACAGUCUACAGGAGAGAAACUAUCAACACAACGCUUCCCUCAACAACAGUGCAGCAAGCAGCAACGGCACACUUCUAGAGACUGCAGAGUCAUUUGACAAAACAUCAUGUGUAGAAUAUGGAGAAACAUCCCCUGUUGUAACUAAUGAAAUGAUUCAACCCUCAGAACUUAACAGUGACCACAACAGUGCUGCUAGUAAUAGUGGUAAUGCAAAACAAGUAAUUAUUUCCUGCCCCUUGUGUAAGUACACUUCCAAGUUGGUUAAACAGAUGGAACAGCACAUCCGCUCUCACACAGUCAAGGGACCAUUUAAGUGCCCGGAGUGUUCAUUUCUGGCCACAGAACGGUCUGAGCUGUUUCUACACAUCGAGACUCAUGAAAGAUUUUCGUGUCACGACUGCGGUUACCGCGCAGCCACCCGUGGGGGGCUGACCAGGCACAGAGCAAGGCAACACCCGGUAAAACUUUUACUAAAGGGAGAUGACUGUAGCAGUCUUGACGAAAGUAUCCAGCUAGGAGAGGCAUCAGACAAUGAAAAAGUGUCCCUGGAGUGCCGGAGGUGCUCCUACUGCACCACGGACAGGUCCCAUUUUCAGGAGCAUAUCAUCAAGGUGCACGGGAAGGCAGGCAGGUUCACCUGUGAGGUCUGUGGCUUCUGGGCAGCCAGCCAUUCUCGCUUACAGAAACACAUGAAGAAGCUCCACCUAUAUAAAGGCAGCGGUACUGCAAGGCCACAAGAGGUAGCCCUAGUAGUAGAUGGCUCACCUUUACAAGUUAGAUUAGUGAGCUGUACGUACGACCAAAGUUCUGUUGAUAAGAGAGGUAGGGACACUAACAGUAAAGAUAUGACCUUGCCAAAUGAUGAAGUAACAGCUCACAACCAAACAACAGAACACAUUGGUACAAGUGAACAGGCUGUGUCUGUAAAGACAGCGGGAGUCACAGCAGAAAAUGAAGAAGAAGUUCGGCAUAAGGCAAAGCCCUACAUGUGUGGGGAAUGUGGGUACAGAGCGGCUACGAAGCAUACGCUUAGUGCUCACAUGAGGAAACAUCUAGGUGGGAAAGUGUUUGAGUGCCAACAGUGUGGACUGCAAGCUAGUAGCCACAGUGACUUGGUUAUUCAUGUGAGAAAACACACCGGGGAAAAACCCUACAAGUGCCCACACUGUACCACCGCCUUUGCACGCAAACAGAAUCUUCGGAGACAUAUUAAGGUUCAUGAAAGGAUCCGAAAGAGUCUGAAAACCUAACGAAAGCUACAUUUUCAUUAAAAAAUGUUUUUA
Branchiostoma belcheri (Belcher's lancelet) is the source of this 2344-nucleotide messenger RNA. Its product is annotated as zinc finger protein 2 homolog. Bases 104 to 2311 code for a protein of 735 amino acids. Gene Ontology annotation, biological process: regulation of transcription by RNA polymerase II. The record is from RefSeq and is a predicted model, not a curated record. Gene Ontology annotation, cellular component: nucleus. The transcript has 2 exons. Gene Ontology annotation, molecular function: RNA polymerase II transcription regulatory region sequence-specific DNA binding; DNA-binding transcription factor activity, RNA polymerase II-specific. Lineage: Eukaryota; Metazoa; Chordata; Leptocardii; Amphioxiformes; Branchiostomatidae.